Rosa chinensis is the source of this 5873-nucleotide messenger RNA. RefSeq names its product TMV resistance protein N. Gene Ontology annotation, molecular function: protein binding; ADP binding. The transcript is spliced from 14 exons. The record is from RefSeq and is a predicted model, not a curated record. Bases 1486 to 5109 code for a protein of 1207 amino acids. Lineage: Eukaryota; Viridiplantae; Streptophyta; Magnoliopsida; Rosales; Rosaceae. Gene Ontology annotation, biological process: defense response; signal transduction.
UAACCGUAAUUUAGAAUCUCAUAAUAUUUUUUUUUCUAAAUUAAAUUAUAACUUUUCCAAAUUGAGGGGCUCCAUCCGUAAAUUCUGCAAAUUGUCACUGUUGCUGUUUGUUCCGUUUCAUGUUUCCUUUGUUCAAACUUUGUUUAGGCCGUGGCUCUCUUCUCAACUUCACUUCACCAAAUUCAAAACAAAAACCCUUUCGGAAAGUUCUCUGGGCUUCCAUUUCCGAAUGUUUAUCUGAAUCAACUAAGAAAAUUCAAUUGCUUUGAGAUUCUGGGCUAAUCUAAUCUCGGCUGUUAAAAGCGGUUGCAAGCUUCAGAAAACUAUGAUCUUGCAUGUAUGUGCUUGAUUGAAAAAGGGAGUAGUCCCUUUUUCCAGAUUGAAGUGGGAUGGAUAUAAACAAAGAAACCAAGGAGCCUUCCUUUCGUAAUUCAUCUGUUAGAGAAUAUUGCAAGCUUACUCCUUCCUUUUGUAUAUUCUGCAGCAAUAUCACCUGAUUUGGAGACCUUGCGGAACACGACAAGGUGUUAGACUUAAUGCUAACUAAUGAAGUGGGUAGAAAGGUAUCAAUUGCACAAGGGUCUGCACUCAUGAGAGUGGCUGCAGCAGUGUAUUCAGAAAUAUCUUUUCUUAAAUCUAUGAGGGAAACUUCUUUAAGUAAUGGAGUUGUUUCUUUUCACCGUGCUCCUAUAUAUAUGGGCUUAUAUGUGGAUUGCUUGGGUUGGAUAGCAGUACUUCUCAAAGAGUUUUCAUGUUUAUCACAAUGAGAGAUGUUAUGUCUGCUGCAACAAGGCUGAAUUUGGUCGGACCCCUUGGUGCGGCUGUUCUGCAACAUCAUAUAGCUCCUAUCUCUGAAGCUAUACUGAAUCAAUGCAAGGACCUUCUAGUUGAGGAAGCAUGCCUUAACUGUUCCUUUGCUUGAUAUCGUGCAGGGUUAUCAUAGCUACCUGUUUUCUAGAUUAUUCUGUUCCUGAAGGCCCAAAUAGACGCAUUGACUGGUGGAGUCUGCCUGAAAUUUUCAGAUAUAUUGUAAGCCCUGAAAAUUUGGUCAUAUUGGAAACGCCGGAUGAACUCUCCAGGUUUGCAUUAUUUUGUACAUAGCUGACUUAACUGUUCUGCCAUCUUAGAAGAUCGUGUUGAAUCCAAAAGUAGUACCAUAAAGCAUUUUAUGCACCUGUUCUCGUUGUGGAUUCAAGAAUUAAAGAGCGACACUCCAACACAAAUAUGGGAUGAAACCAAUGUCAUCAAAAGUAUCUGCUGCAACAAUGCUCAAUUUUGUUGGACCCCUUGAUGCGGCCGUUCUGUAAAAAUUGUCAUUUGGGUUGGUUCCAAAUGAGAUGGAAAAUUAAAAAUUGUCAGAAAGAUGUAUAUAAAGUAGAAUGUGAGGACCCUUUUAGCUGGAGAGUGGAAUCAAGUCAGACCAUUGACUAGAAAGAGAGUAUUUCCGUCAACAACAGACGACUCUGAUUCAAUUCCGAUUAGGAGAUGGCAUCAACCUCUUCUCGUCGUCAAUGGAAAUACGAUGUGUUUCUAAACUUCAGGGGGAAAGAUACCCGCAAAUAUUUUACCAGUAAUCUGUAUGCUGAAUUAAAUCAGAAAGGAAUUCUCUCCUUUUGGGAUGGGGCAGAGCUUGAGAAAGGGAAAUCCAUUUGGCCUGAACUUUUAGCUGCAAUUGAGGACUCUAGAUUUGCGAUUGUCAUUCUCUCAGAGAACUAUGCUUCUUCUUCAUGGUGCUUGGAUGAACUCGUCAAGAUUAUUCAAUGCGUGAAAGAGAUGGGCCAACAAGUCCUGCCCGUCUUCUACAAGGUGGAUCCUUCUGAUGUGCGGCACCAAAGGGGAAGGUUUGAGCUCAAAAGGGACCCCGAAGUAGAAGUAAGGGCACAUGAAGAAGUUUAUGGGAAUAAUGAGGACAGACUAAAUGCGUGGAGAGAUGCUUUGACACAGGUGGCCAACCUUUCUGGCUGGGAUUCCAAGAAUUAUCAACAUGAAUCAAGUUUAAUUGACGAGAUUGUUAAUCAUAUACUAAAGAAGUCCGUGUAUACAUCUUCAAGUGUUGACAAGGGCUUCAUAGGAAUGGGUUCUCGCAUUGAUGAUUUAUUAAGCAAUUACAUAUAUCCGCAGCUUGGUGGGGUGCGUUUUAUAGGGAUCCAUGGCAUGCGGGGCAUAGGUAAGACAACACUUGCUCGAGCUAUCCAUGAUCAAAUUUGUCAGGAUUUUGAUCGAAUUUGCUUUCUUUCAAAUGUUAGAGAAAUGUGUAAAAACAAUGGCCUAGUUUCUCUACAAGAAAAACUUCUUUCCAGAAUCCUGAUGGCAAAAGUUGAAAAUAUAGAGGAUGUAUACACAGGAGCUGCUAUGAUAGAAAGGCGGUUGUGUAGAAAAAAGGUGUUGGUUGUUAUUGAUGAUGUGGAUCAGUUGACACAAUUAGAGAAAUUGGCUGGAAGUCGCAACUGGUUUGGUUCAGGGACUAGAAUUAUCAUAACCACCACAGAUUUUCAGUUGUUAAAGGCACAUGGUGUUGAUGCUACGUACAAGGCUAAUGGCUUAAACUGUGAUGAAGCACUUCAACUUUUGAGUUUGAAGGCUUUUAAGAAAUGUCCCCCACCAGAAGAUUAUUUGCAUCUGUGCUACGAUAUUACAGGGUAUGCUAAGGGGCUUCCCUUGGCUCUCGUGGUUUUAGGUUCUUUUCUAUUUGGUAGAAGCGCUGAUGAAUGGGCAAGUGCAAUAGAUAGGCUAAAGAACACACCAGAUAAACACAUUAUUGAGGUGCUUCGGAUUAGUUUUGAUGGACUGGAUGAAAAAGACAAAGAAAUAUUCCUACAUAUCGCUUGCUUUUACAAGGGGAAGGAUAAGGAUCGUGUGACACAAAUACUAGACUAUUGCCAGCUAAACCCUGUCAUUGGUUUGAGUGUUCUUGCUGAUAGAUCUCUCAUAACUAUCUCCAACAACGAACUAUGGAUGCAUGAUUUGCUACAAGAAUUGGGCUGGGAAAUUGUUCGUGAACAGUCUCCUAAAGAGCCAGGCAAACGUAGUAGAUUAUGGUCUCAUGAAGACAUCAACAAUGUGCUGAAGAAAAAUAAGGGAACAGAUUCAAUCCAAGGCAUGAUAAUGGAGUUGACUAAAUUACGAGUGGCUCAUUGGAAGCCAGAAGCCUUUACAAAUUUGUCUCAACUUGGUCUUCUCCAUAUUCGUAAUGUGGACCUUCCCAAAGGCCUCACUUGUCUUUCUAGUUCCUUGAGACUCCUCGAAUGGACUGGGUAUCCCUUAAGAUCUCUCCCAAAAAUUUUUGAAGCAGAUGAACUUAUUGAACUUAACUUGUGCCACAGCAACAUUAAACAGCUUUGGAAGGGAACAAAGAAUUUUGACAAGUUGAAGUUCAUCAAACUCUGCCAUUCUCAAAAAAUUGUGGAGACCCCAGACCUCGCAGGUGUUCAGAAUCUUGAGACUUUAGAUCUUGAAGGAUGUUCUCAUUUGGUAAGAAUCCAUCAAUCCCUUGGAUUUCUCAAAAAGCUUAUUGUCCUGAAUCUUAAAGACUGCAAAAAUCUCGAGAGUCUGCCAAGUAGAAUUGAAAUGGAAUCUCUUGAAACAUUAAUUCUUUCUAACUGCUCAAAAGUUAAGAAGAUUCCUGAGUUUGUUGGAAAUAUGGAACGUUUGUUGGUGCUUUGUCUCGAUGAGACUGCCAUUGAGGAACUGCCUGUUUCAAUUGAACGGUUGACUGGCCUUGUGUCAUUGAAUCUAAGCAACUGCAGAAAACUUGUUUUUCUUCCAAGCACCAUCAAUAAAUUGAAGUCUGUUGAAAAUCUUAAUCUUUCUGGAUGCUUGAAACUCGGCAAACAUCAGGUAAAUCUGGGGGAGAUGGACUGUUUUGAGGAAACUGAUGUGAAUAGUGGGUCUGCAAUAGAAAUGUCACCUACCCAUGAUCGCAUAAAACAUGUGAGAGGUUCAAUCUUUCAUCAAUGCAAAGUAGUUUGGGGAUCUUUAAAUAAGUUUUUGCCUUCUGGAUUGGUGCAAGAAGUGAAUACAGAGCCAAUGAGUUUCCGCUUGGCUAUAUCUCAAAAAGUGAAUGCAGAGCCAACGAGUGUCCGCUUGCCUAUUUCUGGUCUCUGUAAUUUAACAUAUCUGAACCUGAGUAAUUGCAAUCUUGGUGAAGGAGCAUUUGCCAACGAAUUCGGUUACUUUCCCUCUUUGGUGACCUUGAAUCUAAGUGGAAACAAUUUUAUUCGCAUUCCUUCAGGCGUUCGAUUGCUUUCUAAGCUUGAGAACUUUAACUUGGAGAAUUGCAAGAGACUUCAAGAGUUGUCAGACCUUCCAUCAAAUAGUAGACUAGAUUUAAGGGCAGAUGGUUGUACUUCACUGAAAUACUUGUUUGAUGCAUCAAAUUUGAACAGACUAAAUAGAUCAUAUUUCAAUUUCAUCAAUUGCUUCAAUCUAAAUGGCAAUGAAGGAUGCAAUAACAUAGCAUUUGAAAUGCUGAGGACACUCAUGUAUCAGGGAAUCUCUAAUAAGAGGGAAACUUUUCAAAUUGUAAUUCCUGGAAGUAAUAUUCCUGAGUGGUUCAGCCAUCAGAGCGUUGGGUGUUCAUUAAGUGUAUCUCUACCUGUACAUUGGAAUAACAGUCGGUUUUUGGGAUUUGCUUUGUGUGCUGUUUUUGUACUCCAUGAGCACCAUCCGGUGGAUGAGCUUUAUAUAGAUGAAUUCAGGACUUUUAAUGCAACACAUCAUCUUGUAUGUUGCCUGAAGCUCAAUGGAAGAGAAUUGGAAGUAUAUGGCAGACAGCCUGCAUUUCGCUUUAGUGAAGAAUUUUGCCAGGUUAAAUCAGAUCACCUGUGGCUAUUCUAUGUAUCUCGUGAUAAAUACUUUGGUACAGAGUGGUGGCAUAACAGUUGCAGUCAGUUUGAGUUCUUAUUUGAAACUAGAGGGCCAGGUCUGAAGGUGAAGGAGUGUGGAGUCCGUCUGAUAUAUGACCAAGAUGUGCAAGAGUUGAACAAAACAACCCCUCAAUCAAGUAGUGGGAUGUCUCCUUAUGAGGAUAUAUCGAUUAGUUUUCACAUUCCAGUUGCAGGGGAAACCAGUGGCAGUGGUAGCAGAACUUGCACACUUGAAGAAUUAUAAGACUGGCAGAACUAUAGGGUAUCCACCACUGGCCACUCUGAAAGACCAUAAUUAAGGACUUUCUGAUCCCAUGGUUGGAAAUGAGUUGCAGAUCAUGAAUGGCCAAUGCCUCCUCUUCUCCUAUUUUGAAUUUCUGCAGUAAUUACUUUCUGGAGCUCUCUUGCCUUCAUCUUUUACCGUUAGCGGCACUGCUAGCUAGGGAUAUUUCUGUAGCUGGGUUGAUAUUCAUUCUGGCAUCAGAUUAAUCUUGUAUCCAUCUUGGAAACUUUUGCACUGGGCUGAACAUACAUAUAGAGAAAUGGAUGGAAAUACAUCUCGGGUAGAUGGUGAUGAUGUUGACUGGGAUACUGAUGAUGAGCUUGAGAUUGAAAACUUCACUUUAUCUUCUUCAGCUAAUCCUGGCUCUGGGGAGGCUAGCUCAUCAUCAGGACCUUCCCAAACCAAAGUUUCUGAUCAUUUUGUAUGCACGUGGUUUUCUCAUACUAUGGUUGCCAAAGCCAUCCAAGAACAUGGACUUGAAGAUGCAGGUUCAAUUCUUGAAACCCUGUCCCUACACAUAUGCGGAGUAUCCUGAGAAGAAUAAAAGGAAACUUUGUGAAUCUUCAUUGCUGAAAAGUGAAAAACAACAAAGACAGAUUUGCUGGAGAGAUGAUUGCUCUAUUGAUCUGUAGCACAUAUAUACAAUAAUACAGCUUGAUUCUAGGAUACAAAACAAGACAGUUAUUCUAGCCCUAUUAAUGUCUAAUAAUAUAGAAUUAAUGUGA